This is a messenger RNA of Salmo salar (Atlantic salmon), 3005 nucleotides long. RefSeq names its product protein disulfide isomerase CRELD1. The record is from RefSeq and is a predicted model, not a curated record. Gene Ontology annotation, molecular function: calcium ion binding. Lineage: Eukaryota; Metazoa; Chordata; Actinopteri; Salmoniformes; Salmonidae.
GUCUCAACCAAAAAGAGGCAGUAAAAUGCUCCCAGAACCCCUGCAUCAGCACCGGUCAGGAAACUACCGUAGAUCAUAACAUGGCUGGUCAAUGAAUGGCAUGGUUGAAGAACUAAACCGGUGAACGACCGUGUAGUUGCAUUACUGUGCUGAGGACGCUCCCAGUCUAUUGCCUGCAAACUGCUGGUAGGAUUCAGCGCAGCAUCAUUCUUCAGAAGCAGAAAAUCUUUGUUGAAGCUAGGUGGCUAACAUUAGCUAUCCAGCUAGCUAAAAACCCCUUAAAAAGUGCAUUAGUUAGCAGCUAGCUAGUUAGCAUAGUACAUUUUCUAUCCUGCAAUGUACAGUAGGCAGCAUCUCAUAUUACUUGCACUGAUCUGAUGGGAUUGAGGGUUAUCAGAUGUGACUGCGAACGGGACCUUGGCUAACGUUAACUAGCUAGAAUGAUGAUGAUCCUCUGGACCACAGCCUAGAUGGCUCAGUCAGGACAACAACGUUAGUGAGCUCCGUACCUAGCUAAGAAUUUAACUAGCUAGCUAUGUUUUUGCUAAGCAGCAGAAGCGAUGUAAAAUAAUCAUCAUUAAUUAGGCUUAUCCUUAUUAACAGGAUCCAUCUAGAUUUGGAUUUGGCAAUACAUAGCUAUGAUUAGAGAUAAAGAUACAGGAAGUGGCACUGCAUUGUUUACUAAAAAAGUAUAUAACUCAUCCUCCUUUCUUUUCACACACUUUAUUUAAUCCUGCUGCCCGUCAUUGUACACAGCAGUUCUCAAAGUAUGAUAAAUGACUAGGUUGAUUGAAAGACACAGUAACAAAUCGUGACAUAACCACUGUGAUGAAGAAAUAUCGGACUGUGUAUCAGUAGUUAGGGUCAACUACUUUGUACUGAAUCUCCUCUGUCCUCCGUGGCUGAGUGGUAGGUAGUCCAAGCCAUGUUGUGGCCCCUGCUCCCUGCCCUGGUGCUCUUUUCUGUGUUGUCUGUGGUUCAAGUACAGACUGCACCAUGCCAGACCUGCCGCAAGCUCACUGACAGCUUCAUCAAGGGACUGGAUAAAACAUCCAAUAAGAAUUUUGGGGGUGGCAACACUGCUUGGGAGGAGGAAAAUCUGGCUAAAUAUGCUCGCAGUGAAACCAGGUUGCUGGAGAUAGUGGAGGCAGCGUGUGAGAAAUCUGACUUUGACUGUAACAAACUGCUGGAGCAGAUAGAGGACCAAGUGGAGACAUGGUGGUUCCACCGGCAGCAAGAGGCUCCAGACCUAUUUGAGUGGUUGUGUAUAGAAGAGCUCCCGCUCUGCUGUCCCCCGGGACGUUUUGGACCAGACUGCAAAGAGUGUCUGUCUGGUCCUGGAGGGGUGUGUGGUGGUCUGGGCCGCUGUGAGGGAGAGGGCACGCGUCUGGGAGAUGGAGAGUGCGUGUGUGACCCGGGGUACUUCGGUCAGCUGUGUCAGAGCUGUGCAGACGGCUAUUACAGAGAGAAGAGCUCCAAUCACAGCACACCAGCCUGCGCAGCAUGCUACCACUCUUGUAAAAAGUGCUCAGGGCCAGAGAACUACAAAUGUCUGGAAUGCAAACCUGGGUGGCUCUUCCAUGACAACAAGUGUGUUGACACUGAUGAGUGUGGCACAGAGCUGGCUCGAUGUUCCUCCAACACCUAUUGCCACAACACAGAUGGAUCGUACGAGUGCAGAGGCUGUGACCAGGCAUGUGUGGGCUGCAUGGGCAGUGGUCCAGCCCGCUGUAAGAAAUGUGCUCGGGGAUACAAGCUCAGAGGAGCCAAAUGUCUCGAUGUGGAUGAGUGUAGUGAGCGGGCGAUAGCAUGUCCAGGGCUGAAUGAGGCGUGUUUCAAUGACGAGGGGUCCUUCCGCUGUGAAUGUGCUGACGGCUUCAUUCGUAGAGACAGCAUCUGUGUGGAGAACCAGCCGCUGAGUGGUCCAGAGAAGGGUCUGUUUGAUGACAUGACUGAUGACGAGGUCCUGGUCCUGCAGCAGAUGUUCUUUGGCGUGGUCAUCUGUGCCCUAGCAACGCUCGCCGCCAAGGGCGACAUGGUCUUUACCGCCAUCUUCAUCGGGGGCGUGGCCGCCAUGGCCGGAUACUGGCUGUCAGAGAAGGGCGACCGCAUGCUGGACGGCUUCCUAAAGGGACGCUAGCCUAUCAGGAGCUAGGGAUACAGGAAAGAACUCUUGAAUGCAAGCCAAUGAGGGCGACAAAGACUGAGGGGUGGGACGGCUACAGGAAUGCUAGCCAAUCAGGGAUGUACUAUACUACUUUGGCUUGGGAUGAUUGUGGGUCUUCUGAAUUGUGAAUCUUUAAGAUGAUAGAGGGAGAUGAAUAAGAGACCUUGGAGCUUAGUCAAAUUAGAGCUCAAUGGAGGAAUGAAUAUAGAAGACCGGGUACUACUUGAUCCAAGAACACUGAAAAGACACUAAGGACACUGGACUGUCUUUCUGCACUGAUAUGGGAGACCAAAACCCAAGCCUCUUGCCUCAACUCAUGGGGUAGAAAAGGGAGGGAGUGCAGGUCGGAUAAGACCACUACUGAUUGUUACCAAGUUAUUAUGCAUUUGUAUCUUCUACUGGGCAAAAAUAUUGCUCCAAAAUGAUGUCUGUCCAUUUCCACACAUCCUAACCCAAACUUCUUAGCUACCCCUUUUCCCUCAUCAGUAUUCUACUGUUCAUCAUUUCACCUUAUACUGAGGAACAGAGGUGUUUCCCUGGUAAUGGAAGGUGAUAUGGGAUGGUCAGUGGGGUGUUGAAGCACUAAAGACUGCUGCUAUAGUGGACAUGGGAUACGUUUAGGAAAGGACAGAUGUGUCCUGUUGCACCAGUGAAAUUAUGUCCAAUGUUAUAACACUAUUUAUAAUCGCGUCCCUAGUAUGACUGUUUUUGCACAAACUUAUUCUUACUGUAUGAAUGCAUGAGAAAGGUGAUACUGUAUGUAUUUAUUAUCCUGAUAGGCAUGAAAGACUGAACUUUAUAGAGCUGCUUGUUUCCCCCUUAAACUGUUCAACCAGGA